This is a messenger RNA of Exophiala aquamarina CBS 119918, 3567 nucleotides long. RefSeq lists its product as uncharacterized. Bases 1 to 3567 code for a protein of 1188 amino acids. Lineage: Eukaryota; Fungi; Ascomycota; Eurotiomycetes; Chaetothyriales; Herpotrichiellaceae. The transcript has 2 exons. The record is from RefSeq and is a predicted model, not a curated record. Gene Ontology annotation, cellular component: cytoplasm. Gene Ontology annotation, biological process: signal transduction; actin cytoskeleton organization.
AUGGCCGGCCUCUAUGAAGACCAACACCAGGGAAAUCCUGCAAACACCAGAUAUACAAUAGGCACACCUUGGAGCCCACACGACCCCACGCACCUGCCGUCGAAUGGCCAAUAUCCUCCCCAAAACAACCCACCCUCUGGAAAUCCCAACGAUGCUCAGUAUGACAGCGACGCCCGAUAUUCCUCCGACAGCCGUACGGGAAGAAAGAGGUCUCAAGGUGGGCCAGGACCGAAUGAGAGGAGCAGAUCAAGAACAAAUGGUAGCACCGGAAAAUCCUCCAAUAGUGGCAUGAGGACGUGCAAGAAAUGUGGUGAGCCACUCACUGGACAAUUUGUUCGUGCUCUUGGGGGCACUUUUCAUCUCGACUGUUUCAAGUGUGCCGACUGUGGACAAAUCGUCGCCUCGAAAUUCUUCCCCGUCGAUGCGGAUGAUGGCUCCGGCCAGUUUCCUCUCUGCGAAACCGACUACUUUCGCCGCCUGGACCUGCUGUGCUUCGACUGUGGAGGUGCUCUCCGCGGCUCCUACAUCACAGCCCUCGAUCGAAAAUAUCAUAUUGAACAUUUCACCUGUUCGAUAUGUCCGACCGUGUUUGGAGCCCAAGAUAGCUACUACGAACACGAUGGCCGAGUUUACUGUCAUUUCCACUACUCGACCCAAUUUGCACAGCGAUGCAACGGUUGCCAGACCGCCAUUCUCAAGCAGUUUGUCGAAAUAUUCCGCAAUGGGCAAAAUCAACAUUGGCACCCGGAGUGCUAUAUGAUCCACAAAUUCUGGAAUGUGCGGCUAUCCCAGAGUGGACAGGUCCCGCAGAAGAUUGACAUCUCUGCCCCUGUGAGGGAAGACCAACGAGAAUCGAUUAAAGAAGACGAAGAGAAGAUGGAGGAGAAGGUCUACCGGAUAUGGAGUACGCUUUCCACCUUCGAAGAGUCCUCUGCCUCCUGCAUCUCCGACAUGCUCCUCCACGUCAGCAACGGCGUCUACGUUGAUGGAGUAAUUGUGGCUCGCAAAUUCAUAUGGCAUGUUGACAUCUUGUUUGGCGCGAUCGACACCUUGGCUGCUCUGGUCGUUCGAGCUGGCCUCAAAGAACUUGCCUAUGGCCGGGAAGCAAAGUUACUGUGUAAGAAGGUGGUGGCCUUCUUCACAUUGCUUUCAAAGACUCAAGAAACUGGCGUGCGAAAAUUGGGAGUCACCCAGGAAUUACUGUCCUUGGUCACAGGUCUCGCUCACUACCUCAAACUUCUCAUCCGAAUAGGUCUCCAAGGGGCGUUGAAGCUGGAGCGUGAACGCGGCUCCGCUGAGGGUCUGCACGCCUUCCUAGACGAGUUGGCAGACCUGGAGACCAUCAAGGAACAGGAAAUGAAGUCCUUGGACCUCUCUGAAAGUGUCGCCGGCUUGGCAAGCCAAGAGUCUGACUGCUGCGCGUCGUGCCUUGAUCCUAUCGAUGAUGAGUGUGUGAUGUUCUACGGCCGACGCUGGCAUGCAAGGCCACCUCAUCUGUUGUGUUCUGUGUGCCAGAGAGAUUUGACAAAUGACUUGUCGAAUGCUCUGUACAGCGAAAGGGACGAAAAAGUCUAUUGUGUUGAGCAUGGAAGGCGGACACAGGAUGCGUUUUCGGGUUUCUCGCACGUCACCAAAUUGCAACAGUACGUCUUCUUGCUGCGCGUGGCAUUAGCACGCCUGCUCGAGGUCCUCAAGUCGGGAGGAACAUUGCCUCACACCUCUGACGAUCCUAAUCUCACUCCUUAUAACACCACAGAAGGUCACCGGGUCUCUCCGACUGGCGACCAGUUCACCAGAGAGCAGAAAAUGGGGUCAAGGUCACGCUCCUUUGCAGGCUCCUCCACUCAGCAACAACAAGAGUCUUCACUGGAACAGACUGUUGGAGAAAUGAAGCGGUUGAGAUCAACCAGGAAUGAGCGAACUCUUUCCACAACUUUCAGAAAGGCGCGGGAGUCCAAGGUGCUCUAUGGCCCCUCGGGCAUCCUCUCUGAACCCUCGGAAGGCCCCGACGCCAGGAAUCGAGGCGGAUUUCAGAUUGUCGAGGAACGCGAUCUCGAUGGCAGGAUGAGGACGGAACUGACCUUCGGCAACCAGGACGGAUUGACACUGGAUGACAUCCCGCGGAUCGUUGCCGCUGAACAAGCAAAGGAACAGCGACCCAAUGCCUUCCGCCAUGCAGGUACAAAUCUCAUUGGUCAUAGAGGAAAUGAGCCGAGACUCGUCAAUGGUCAUCAGCGAGCCACAUCGGGUGGCAAUGAUCUCCUGGCCGGCGAACCCAGCCCUCUUCGGACCAAACGCUACUUCUCGGAGUUAUCUGCUUUGGAAUACUUCAUUGUGCGACAUGUCGCGGUGCUUUCGAUGCAACCGCUAUUGGAAGGGGAGUAUACCUUGGAAGACUUGCUAGGUCUGAUCGAAACUCGGAAGCAAACCUUCUGGGGCAAAGUCAGCCGCGCUCUACGCAACGAGCCGAAGACCAAGAAGAAAGGUAUCUUUGGCAUCCCACUGGAGACCCUUGUGGACCGCGAGGGUGCAGAGUCUACCAACGGAAUUGGCCCUGGCGCGCUCCGAGUUCCUGCGAUUGUCGAUGAUUGUAUCUCAGCCAUGAAACAAAUGGACAUGUCCGUGGAAGGGGUCUUCCGCAAGAACGGCAACAUCAAACGACUCAAGGAAGCCGCGGAAUUGAUCGAUAACAAUCAGACUCCCGACCUCAGUCGCGAAAACCCCGUCCAGGUCGCUGCCUUGCUGAAGAAAUUCUUGAGGGCCAUGCCAGAGCCUCUCCUCACGUAUAAAUUGCAAAAGCUGUUCAUCACUUCACAAAAGAUCGAGGAUGAGGAACGACGUCGUAGAGUCUUACAUCUGACAUGUUGUCUGAUGCCAAAAGGCCACCGUGACACCAUGGAGGUACUUUUUUCUUUUCUCAAGUGGACCGCGUCUUUCUCGCAGGUGGAUGAAGAGUCUGGCAGCAAGAUGGACAUUCACAACCUUGCCACUGUGAUGGCGCCCAACCUUCUCUACGCCAAAGAGAAGGCAGCGAAUGGCAAACAGCCAAUUGUGCCACAAGUCGAUGACAGCUUCCUCGCAAUAGAAGCCGUCAACACGUUGAUCGAAUACAACGACUACUUAUGUCAGGUCCCCGAAGACUUGCAAUCCAUUCUGACGGAUACCGGCCUGCACAACGGACCGGCAGAACUUACAACGAAGGAGAUUCUCUCGAGAUAUGGCCAUAUCGCCAAAGGUCAAGUGCAGAAGCAGACCGUGCAAGGACCUGAUGGACCGGUGCAUAGUCCAAGUUCAGCCUCGAAUUCGAUGGGUGGUCCGGUUGCAACACGUGUCGACGUCGAUCCAUCCCAGGCAACAGCUUGGCAGAAGCAAAGCUCUGUCCGCCCGGUACAGAACAUAUCAUCAGGACUGUCCGCCCCUCAGAACGACUUCAACUUUAGUGCGCCAAAUAGCCCGUACGCCCGAAAUCGAGCGGGCAGUUCUGGUAGUGGUGGGAGUCAAGGUGCUACUCCCGGCGGCCGGCAGAGUUAUCAACAGAAACACGGACAAAUGGGCAUCCCAGGUUAA